AACAAUUAAAAAAUGUCGGAAUCGUGUCAAGACGGUAAUUGUCACGGAAUUAACGAAUAUGGGCCCGAAGAAUCACCAACCAAACUUAUCGUCAAUUACAUUCCUGAAGUCAUGACCCAGGAUAUGAUGUUCUCGCUAUUUUCGACAAUGGGUAAAUUGGAGAGUUGUAAAUUGAUAGCGAACCGAGGCUAUGGGUUCGUGGAGUACACUUGUCCUGAGGAUGCAGUUAAAGCUCGGAAGGCUUUUAAUGGCCUCUUAAUGCAGAACAAGACGUUAAAAGUGUCACAUGCUCUUCUUAAUCCGGAGCUAAAGCCCCCGUCGAAACCGGAAGCUGACUGGAACCUCUACGUAUGUAACCUGCCUAAUGAACUUACCUUGCAGGAUUUACAUGGACUUUUUGCACAAUUCGGUAAAAUAGUUAAUUCUCGCAUAGCUGCAGGUAUAGCAUUUGUUUUAUAUGAACACCAAUUUGAAGCGGAGAGAGCCAUCCAAAAUAUUAAUGGUUCUACUCCCCCUGGGUUUUUACACCCUUUAACUGUUAAGUAUGCAAAUAAGAGUAAUCCAAAUAAACAUAAAAACAAUAAUAAUAACUUUACUAAAAACCCUUUAGUAAAACCUUAUCAUUGGAUCAAUCAUAUGGGUGCUAUGGGUGAUCACAACUCACCUAGCACAUGGUCUAUUUAUAUUUAUAAUAUUGCUCCAGAAGUUGAAGAAUUAACUUUGUGGCAAUUAUUUGGUCCCUAUGGUGCUAUUGUGUCUGUUAAAAUAAUUAAAGAUCAUCAAACUAAUAAAAGUAAAGGUUUUGGAUUUGUUACUAUGAGAAAUUAUGACCAAGCUGCAAUGGCAAUACAAGCACUAAAUGGUUAUGUUUUACAUGGUCAGCCUCUCUCCGUUAGUUUCAAAACACAAAAAAGAUAAUGCUGUGACUAAAGACUUGAACAUAACAAUAUCAAUACAGUAAUGAAUAGACAAAAAAUAUUAUUUUAUCUUUAAAUAUUACGCUGCAUCAAAAUAAUCCAGAUUACUGUCCAUGUACACAUAACCGUGAAGUGUGAAGUCUGUAGACACUUGUUGAAAAUAUUAUAUUACUUUGAGC
Messenger RNA from Chilo suppressalis (striped riceborer), 1096 nucleotides. The record is from the annotation of a GenBank genome assembly. Lineage: Eukaryota; Metazoa; Arthropoda; Insecta; Lepidoptera; Crambidae.